Populus trichocarpa (black cottonwood) is the source of this 2316-nucleotide messenger RNA. RefSeq names its product pentatricopeptide repeat-containing protein At5g48730, chloroplastic. Gene Ontology annotation, molecular function: protein binding; mRNA binding. The record is from RefSeq and is a predicted model, not a curated record. The transcript is spliced from 4 exons. The coding region runs from base 591 to 2126 and encodes 511 amino acids. Lineage: Eukaryota; Viridiplantae; Streptophyta; Magnoliopsida; Malpighiales; Salicaceae.
GAUAAAAGGAUAAGAGUUUUUUAUACUUUUUACAUGAGAGAUGUGUCCUGUAGUAUCUUCCACUCAUUCAUGUUCAGUAACCAAAACUUUUAUCGAAAUAAAAAAUAGCAGAGAGAAGAUAAUUCGUAGACAGAGAGAUUAUUGGAGCAGAAUGGCAUGCUGUCAUGGUUAACAUUUCCAAUGAGUUGUUAACUUCCAUGGCAAAUUUCAUUUCGUUUUGAUUUUGUGAUUUGCAAAAAUAAUAAUAAAAAAAAACUCGGAGAGAUAAAGUGUGCGGCCAGGACGUCACUAGUUGUCUCAAAGUUGUGCCCUAGCCUCUCAAUUUCGUAAUUCAGUACUUAUUCACUGGGUCAGUUCAUGGACACAAGCAUGUUGAUGUCAUACUCUGCCUCCGAAGCUCAUCGAGCUUGUGGAACAACGGUGGAAUAUAUAAUAUUAAGACAUCUUAAUUUGUUGUGAUGAGAUGUUGAUGUUUGAUAGCUUUUGUCACAUUACCUUUCUGAUAUAGAUGUCUUUCAUUAUGCUUUUACAAUCUCACUUUCUCUGUUGUCGCUGCGGCUGUGAUAUGGUCCCACAAAAGAAAAAAAACUAUGGCUUCUCUGUCCCCUUCCACAAAUUUGUUCCAGCAAUCGUUUAAUUGGAAGCUGCAAACAAAGUCGAAAGUGACACCGAGUUGUGCAUCCAGACCCGAAACCAAAUCCAAUUUCGCUUCCUCUUCCGCAAACAAUAAUGUUGCUAUAGGUAGGAGCGAGAGAGGAGAGAUGACGAGAAGGGAAAUAGAGUGGGAAAAGCUGAAGAAGAAAGAAGAGAAAGAGAGAAAAGAAGAGGUUAACAGGAAAAUUGCGUCACAGAAGGCGAUAUCUGUGAUUCUGCGAAGAGAGGCUACUAAAGCUGUAAUUGAGAAGAAAAGAGGUCCUACUAAUUCAAAGAAGUUGCUUCCGCAAACUGUCCUUGAAGCUCUUCAUGAAAGAAUCACUGCAUUGCGCUGGGCUUCUGCUCUCGAGGUUUUUGAACUACUUCGAGAGCAGCUAUGGUACAGGCCUUAUGCUGGUAUGUAUGUCAAACUCAUCGUCAUGCUCGGAAAGUGUAAACAACCAGACAAGGCCCACCAACUAUUUCAAGCUAUGAUUGAUGAAGGCUGUGCUGUGACUCAUGAAUCCUACACGGCUCUUUUGUCUGCCUAUGGAAGAAGUGGUCUCUUUGACAAAGCAUUUUCUAUUAUGGAGGAAAUGAAAAACACUCCUGAUUGCCGACCUGAUGUCCACACUUAUUCAAUCCUCAUAAAAUCAUGCCUCCAAGUUUUUGCCUUUGACAAAGUGCAGGUGCUGCUUUCUGACAUGGAAUCUUUGGGAAUCAGACCCAACACAGUCACGUACAAUACUCUCAUCGAUGCCUAUGGCAAAGCAAAAAUGUUUGCAGAGAUGGAAGCAACACUAAUGGAGAUGUUGAGUCAGCAGGAUUGUGAGCCUGAUGUUUGGACCAUGAACUCAACAAUCAGAGCCUUCGGUGGCAGCGGACAAAUGGAAAUGAUGGAGAAUUGUUAUGAGAAGUUUCAGAGUGCUGGGAUUGAACCCAAUAUUAAGACAUUCAACAUUCUCUUGGAUUCCUAUGGAAAAGCUGGAAACUACCAGAAAAUGAGUGCAGUCAUGGAAUACAUGCAAAGAUACCACUACUCGUGGACCAUUGUUACCUACAAUGUGGUGAUAGAUGCAUUUGGACGAGCAGGGGAUUUAAAACAGAUGGAGUAUUUGUUUAGGCUAAUGCGGUCAGAGAGGAUCAAGCCAAGUUGUGUUACACUUUGCUCUCUAGUGCGAGCUUAUCGGGAAGCUGGGAAACCUGAGAAAAUCGGGAGUGUUCUUCGUUUCAUUGAGAAUUCAGAUGUAACUUUGGAUACUGUGUUUUUUAAUUGUUUAGUGGAUGCAUAUGGUAGGCUGGAAUGCUUCGCGGAGAUGAAAGAAGUGCUUGAGUUGAUGGAGGAGAAAGGUUGUAAGCCUGAUAAAGUUACAUAUAGAACAAUGAUUAAAGCUUAUUCCAUUAAGGGGAUGACUAGCCACGCAAAGAAGCUUCGAAACCUUCUUGGAUCAGUUGAGGUGACUCGGUCUCCGAAGAAGAAACCUGAUUUUUGAUGGGAAUUGCACUCUUUGUAUCCUAUAUUCAUGUUCGUAAUCUGUUCGCAUGUGAUACCAUUUUUGUGUGUGCAUCUGCAGAUUCUGCUCAACAAAAAAAUAAACAAAAAAAGUUCCAUUAUUAAGCAUUUUGUCUGUAAUGUACACUGAUUUUAAAGAAAGAAAGAGAGGGGUAAGAUUCUGAAGUUAA